AUGGCGCAACCUAAUCUCAAUGAGACGAGCUCAUCAAAUUUUCACAUAGCCAUGUUCCCAUGGUUUGCAAUGGGACACUCCAUCCCUUUCCUUCACCUCUCUAACGAGCUCGCAGCAAGAGGCCAUAGAAUCUCUUUCUUGCUGCCCAAAAAAGCUCAAAUUCAGCUUCAACAUCUCAACCUCCACCCCCACCUCAUCGCCUUUUGUUCAGUCACUGUUCCUCACAUUGAAGGCCUCCCUGAAGGCACUGAGACUGCCUCUGACAUCCCAAUAUCUUUGACCCCCUUGCUAGCGACUGCCAUGGACCGCACUCGUCAGCAAAUACAAGGCUUCCUAGUAAGUUGUGGUGUCAAUGAUCGUAAAGUCGAUAUGAUUUUCUAUGACUUUGCUCAUUGGGUACCAGAAAUUACAAGAGGGCUUGGAAUUAAGUGCUUUUGCUACGGCGUUGCUUGUGCUGCGAUAACUGCGAUGAUUAUUGUGCCGGCACGAAACAUGCCCAAAGACAGGCCUGUGACUGAGGAAGAUCUACGGGACCCACCUCCUGGGUACCCAUCAUCGACUGUGGUAAUGCUUCCUGGUCGCGAAGUCCAGUCCUUGAUGUUCAGUACGAUGCCGUACGGAGAUGGGAUCAAUUUUUAUGAGCGGCUCACGACCGCUGUGAAAGGAUGUGAUGCGUUUUGCAUCAGAACAUGCAGAGAAGUCGAAGGGGUGUUUUGCGAUUACCUGGAAGCACAGUACAAAAAGCCUGUCCUUUUAACUGGCCCUGUUUUGGGCGUGAUGGACUCUAAUAAUAAGAACAACAAGAAGAGUGAACAAUUAGAAGACAUCUGGGCUAAUUGGUUUUCUGGGUUUGAACCAGAAUCUGUGGUGUUUUCUCUAAAACCACCUGUGGGUUGUGCUACGAUUGAAGAGGCAUUGCCACAAGGGUUUGAAGAGAGAGUUAAAGGGAGAGGGGUGGUGUUUGGUGGUUGGGUGCAGCAGACAUUGAUUUUGAGCCACCCAUCAGUUGGGUGCUUUGUGAGCCAUUGUGGCUUUGGGGCAUUGUGGGAGUCUUUGGUGACUAACAAUCAGAUUGUGCUGGUUCCACACGGUGCUGACCAUAUAUUAAACACCAAGAUACUGGUUAAAGAUCUCAAAGUUGCUGUGGAGGUAGAGAGAGAAGAAAAUGGAUGGUUUUCGAAAGAGAGCUUGAGCAAAGCCAUUACAACCGUUAUGGAUAAGGACAAUGAAGUGGGUGUUAUGGUGAAGAAGAACCAUGCAAAGUGGAGGGAAACACUAUCAACUCCCGGGUUUAUGGAUGGCUAUAUUGAUAGGUUUGUUCAGAAGCUGAAAGAGCUUGUAAGUUAA
Messenger RNA from Prunus armeniaca (apricot), 1347 nucleotides. NCBI's taxonomy places the organism in Eukaryota, Viridiplantae, Streptophyta, Magnoliopsida, Rosales, Rosaceae. The record is from the annotation of a GenBank genome assembly.